AGAGUGAAAUUGUUAUAGUAAGGAGUAAUGAAAAAUACCCUUCCUGUGUCGGAUUUCGAUUUAGCGAUCUUUCGCUCUCAAGGCAAACAUCUUACACAUGAAGGCUAAAGGGAAACUCCCGCUAGGUUGUGAUGAAGAAGUCUGAUACCUGAUGCAAUGGACACACCAAAGACACAGCUGUUAAAUAGCCCAGACACAUAUGGAACAUUUCCUGACAAUACAGACUCGAGUAAUAUCCAGACUGAGCAGGAAGUUGUUGAUCCUUAUGCAAUCCCUGCAUGUACCCCUGAAACCCAAGAUGUGCAAGUAGCAGUUGUCCAAGAUCAUAGCACCAACACCAGCAUCCCACCAACUCAGACUCAUGUGUACAAACGCCGUUGGUAUGUUCUGUUGGUAUUUUCCAUCUUGGCUGGAUGUCAGGGAUGUGCGUGGAACACCUGGGGGCCAAUUGCUGCAUCUAGUGAAGAAGCCUUUGGAUGGGAUGAUGCUGACAUAGCUUUGCUGUCAAAUUGGGGACCAAUUUCUUACCUGUUGUCUGCGGUUAUAUUUGCUUGGAUUAUAGAUGUGAAAGGUUUGCGUAUGGCAAUGGUGAUAACAGGAUUUUUCAUAACCGCUGGAACUGGCAUCAGGUGUAUAACCAGUGAACCCCCGUAUGUCAAAUGGACAGUGAAUAUAGCACAGUUUUUGAAUGGCAUAGGAGGCCCCGUUGCCAUGGGACUGCCACCGGUUCUGUCCUCCACAUGGUUUCCACCCCAUGAGAGAACAACCGCUACUGCUGUCACUUUAAUCUUCAACUACGGAUUCUUAGCUGGAUCUUUUGUCAUAGGACCCUACUUUGUAAGUGACAAACCACCUUCCAACUCCACCGAGAAUAGUGCAGGAUUUUCAGAUAUGCUAGCAUCAAAUCAUUCAGACGUUAUGGAAAGGAUUCACAGGGAAAGAAAAGAAAUUAUGUUUUUACUUUAUGUUGAGUUUGGAUUUGUAGCAUUUAUAUACUUGCUUGUACUGGUAUAUUUCCCUGCUAAACCUAAGAUACCUCCCAGUACCACUGCAUCUAUAGCCAGGAUGAAGUUUAGGACAGGGUUCAUCAAAUUGUUCAAGAAUUCUCAGUUUUGGGUCAUUUGUUUGACAUAUGGACUAUCCUUGGGCAUAUUCAAUGCCUGGCAGAGUGUCUUGGAUGUGAAUCUCAAACCACAUGGGAUAUCUGAGAAUGAAGCUGGUUGGAUAGGCUUUUACUCGACAGUGUCAGCUGCUGUAUCAUGUGUCAUUGUUGGGAGAUUUGCAGAUAUAUAUUCCAAACAUAUGCGACUCUUCCUAUUGGUGCUGUACACUGGAUCUACUCUUGCUAUGGCCUGGUUUAUACUCCUAAUUAAUGGAUACAUUCCUGAAUCUAAAGUGUCUCUGUACGUGUCGGUGAUCGUGUCGACAAUUCUGAUCACCUCAACACCUGCUCUGUACUACGAGAUGGUGUGUGAGAUUACCUUCCCAGUAGCUGAAGGCAUUACAAACUUGUGGCUUACCACGAUGAACAAUUUGGGCGGUCUGCUCUUCCUCUUUGUACAAAUGAUUCCAAAUAUCGGUACGGUCUGGGAGAACUGGUGUGUUAUCGGUGCUAUGGUGGCCUGCAUACCAGUACUAUGUACAUUUAAGGAACACUAUUACCGGCUAGAAGUAGACGAGAGGAGCGAAAAUCAAACAUGAAGCAAUUAUUGUGUCGACUGUGAUAUUAUUAAUAAUAUUUUACAAUUAUGGCACUUUGUUAAGAUCAAUAUGAUGAUUUUUAAUGCGAAUAUACUCAAUAUUUGCCGAGGUCUUUAACAUGAACACGCAAUACAAUGUACAUAUAUUACCGGUAUAUCAUUUUAUUAGCUCACCUGGUCCAAAGAACCAAGAUGUGCUUAGGCCAUACUGAAGCAUCCGUCAUACGUACAUACGUCGUCAACAGUUUUUAUCUUGCCAAUCAAAGAGAAGAUGAUCUUAUUUUGUCACGUCAGCUUUGGCGUUAGGUUUCUGAAUGGCUCAAGUGUUUAGUAAACUCAUUUUUAAGUGUACUAGGGUUCUCUAAUUUGGUUUGAUGGUUGAUGUGGUGGUUAGUUAUUAUUCCUGGAGUGGGAAUGCUUGAACUAGAGUUCAAAUAUUUUGGUUCAGAGUUGCUGUUGGGGUUAACUUCCUGGAGUCAGAAUGAAUAUAUUUUUUAGGAAAAACACUUUGUUUAAGCUUUGAUUUUGUAUGCCAAUUUGAUGUUCACUUUUGAAAUGAUAAACCUCUUUAUAAUUGAAAAGGUACUCUUAUUUGGUUUGAGGGUUGUUGUGAGGGCUAACUUUUAUUUCCCGGAGCCACACGUUUUUAUAAAGAUAUUUUUAAUGCUUACUAUAAUGCAAAUCUUAUGUAUACUUUGUCAAUUUUAACUUAAGAUAUUUUAAUAUUUUUUUUUAAAUAUCAGUGUAUUGCAAUAUAGAUUCCAAUUGAUGAAUUCAUACUCUAAUAUUAGUGUGAAAUAUAGUGAUAUAUACAAUGUGAGGCAAACUUUGUAACGAUGACGGUUUCAACGACUUUAUUUUACUAGGUGAUGGGAUUCAAAAUUGAGCAAAUGGUGGGGCUGACCCACAGUGAACAGAGGGAUGGAAUAAAAGGGACACUUUUGCUAAAUUGUUAUAAAAUACUACAGCUAGAACUAACUUAUAUUGUCUCAUAUUCGACUGGUACAUAUCAACCCUAGGUGGCAGGGAUUAGAAAUUAAACAGAUGGAGGGCUGCAGCUCAGUGAGGCCGGGGGUGGGGCAAAAUGGUGUUGUUGGUUAGGACUGAAGCAUCCUUUGAUGAGGGAAACCAGUUUUUCAGGAACAGUUGGUCUGGAGCUUGAGGGGAUAGGGCCCAAUUGAAGAAAUAUUGCUUUCUCCCUUAUUUUUUAGCUUUCGUGCCAGGUGAGUUUACAGCAUACCGCACUGCCCGUUGGCCGUCGUAGUCCGUCCUUCAUCUAUUGUCUGUCAACGUUUUAAAUUUUAAUCCUCUUCAAACUACUAAACCAUUUUCCUACCAAGCUUCAUGAAAUAUUACCAGGACAAGGUUAUCUGAAGUUAGAAAAUCAUGGGACUGCACCUCCAGGGGCUAGAGAGGUAGGGCAAAAUAGGUAAAUAAUGGGGUCAUCUCCUCCACUCCUACAAAUGUACAAGUAACAGACAAUAAUGCACAUCUAACUGUUAUCAUCAACUAGUGCUUUUAAAUUUAUGAAAUGUACGGCGUCUCUUCAAUAUUAUUAGGCCAACUUUGACCAAUUUCGGCAUGGAACAUCACUAACCAAAUUGGAAUGAAUUCUAUCUUAAUUCAGUUGUAUUUUUCUCCCACCUUUGGAUGAAUUUUGAGAAUCAGGAAUAUUGUCUAAUUUUAUACUUGUUUUACAAUUUAUCAAUAUUUACGUAUUUCUAUAAUGCAUAUAGGAUGAUUUGGAUCCCUACCAUUAUGCGGAGGUUUUUGGUUGAUUUUU
Pecten maximus is the source of this 3483-nucleotide messenger RNA. RefSeq names its product solute carrier family 49 member 4 homolog. The coding region runs from base 157 to 1701 and encodes 514 amino acids. The transcript has 14 exons. The record is from RefSeq and is a predicted model, not a curated record. Gene Ontology annotation, biological process: transmembrane transport. Gene Ontology annotation, cellular component: membrane; intracellular membrane-bounded organelle. Gene Ontology annotation, molecular function: transmembrane transporter activity. Lineage: Eukaryota; Metazoa; Mollusca; Bivalvia; Pectinida; Pectinidae.